This is a messenger RNA of Impatiens glandulifera, 1658 nucleotides long. RefSeq names its product transcription factor TGA2.3-like. The transcript is spliced from 11 exons. Gene Ontology annotation, biological process: DNA-templated transcription; regulation of DNA-templated transcription. The coding region runs from base 150 to 1466 and encodes 438 amino acids. Lineage: Eukaryota; Viridiplantae; Streptophyta; Magnoliopsida; Ericales; Balsaminaceae. The record is from RefSeq and is a predicted model, not a curated record. Gene Ontology annotation, molecular function: sequence-specific DNA binding; DNA-binding transcription factor activity.
GUGGAGUUUUUUUAUUGGGCGGUGAGAUAGUUUGGGUGCCUCCAGGAAUUGCUUUCUCCCCACCCCAGCUGCCGAAUCAAAGCAGUAGAGACACCACCACCGAAUGGAUGACUCACUGUGAAAGGAACUGAGCUGAGAUUUCGUGGUUUAUGGGUAGUUCAUCAAUCAAUCUUGUUUCCAAAGAUGGUAAAAGAAUAUCUGCAGUGAUGCCGAGCUUUACGCCAACUUCAAAUCCCAUAAGGAUUGCAGAUGGGGGGAAUGAAUCUCAACCUUGUAGGCUUUCUUCUGACUUUGGAAUACUCGAGGAAGAAUCUCUCAAUGGUUAUACUAAUAUUAGAACAAAUCCCAUCUCCUCCCAGCUAACAGCUUAUAAUCAAGGAGGAGGAGGUUCAGAUUUCCAAUUUGCAUCAUUGACUAAGUUGCCCAACAACAUAGGUUCUUCAUCAACAUUCUUGGGAACUUACGAAAACGGAAGGGAUUCUGUUUCUAGCCCCCGAACUGAUAUUUCUUCCGACGCAGAUACAGAUGAGAGAAUUCAACAGUUGGAUAUGGUUCAAUCUGCGUCGAGCGAUAGGUCAAAGGGGGAUAAAGUGUCGGAUCAGAAGUCAUUAAGAAGGCUUGCUCAAAACCGUGAAGCUGCUAGGAAGAGUCGAUUAAGGAAAAAGGCCUACGUCCAGCAACUGGAGAGCAGUCGACUCAAGCUGACUCAACUCGAGCAAGAGCUCCAGAAAGCUCGCCAACAGGGAAUAUUCAUUUCAAGUUCGGGGAGUGAUCAAUCUCACGUAACAAGUGGAAAUGGUGGGGCUUUAGCUUUUGAUGCAGAAUAUACAAGGUGGUUGGAAGAGCAAAACCGACAAAUAAAUGAACUGCGAGCUGCUAUUAAUUCUCACGCAAGCGACAAUGAACUUUGCACAAUUGUGGACAGUGUCAUCACACAUUUUGAAGAUGUUUUUCGACUUAAAUCUAGCGCAGUCAAGUCAGAUGUUUUCCACAUCUUAUCGGGAAUGUGGAAAACACCUGCAGAAAGGUGCUUUAUGUGGAUUGGAGGUUUCCGUCCAUCCGAACUCCUAAAGCUUCUCGCGGGUCAACUAGAGCCUCUAACGGAGCAACAACUAAUGGGAAUCUACAAUUUGCAGCAAUCAUCGCAACAGGCAGAGGAGGCGCUCUCUCAGGGUAUGGAAGCACUACAACAAUCACUGUCUGAAACACUAGCAAACGGUUCUCAGUCAUCGGGGUCGAAUGGAAACGUGGCUAAUUACAUGGGCCAAAUGGCGAUGGCUAUGGGAAAGUUAGGGACACUCGAAGGAUUCGCACUUCAGGCAGAUAACUUGCGACAACAUACUCUUCAACACAUGCAUCGGAUAUUGACAACUAGACAGUCGGCUCGAGCCCUUCUCACGAUCAAUGAUUAUUUUUCUCGACUUAGAGCUCUCAGCUCUCUUUGGCUUGCUCGACCCAGAGAAUGAGAAUAAGAAAUAAUCAUGGGUUCUUCCUUCUUGAAGGGGGCUGUAAUUAGAUUAGUUGUUGUUUAAUAUGUAACAAUCUAGUUUGCAAUAAGGGGUCGCAACUAGGUAUUAAUAGUACUAAGAAUUUUCAUGUGCCAAAAUGCGGUUGCCCAAUUAAAAUGUUUUAGUUGUCUAAAUAUUUUUGUUAGUCUC